This is a messenger RNA of Nicrophorus vespilloides, 802 nucleotides long. RefSeq lists its product as uncharacterized. Lineage: Eukaryota; Metazoa; Arthropoda; Insecta; Coleoptera; Silphidae. The transcript has 4 exons. Bases 46 to 777 code for a protein of 243 amino acids. Gene Ontology annotation, molecular function: N-acetyltransferase activity. The record is from RefSeq and is a predicted model, not a curated record.
GCGUUGCGGUCCCUCUGCUAGCCAGUCCAAAUUGUCCUAAUCGAGAUGGAGUAUCAAACUAUUCAACGUCCCGAAGGUUCUGAAUACCCGAAGAUCUAUAAAGAGUUCGAAGGGAAACUGUUAAAAGAUGGCAAACGCCGGAAAUACUGGAUCCAGGAUCUCACCGAGGAAUACUUUGAGGAAGUCGUCAAGGGUUACACAGAAGGAUUCAUGUAUGACGAACCUCUAAACAAAUAUUCAAAAUGCGCCAACGAUCCAGCUUGCGUCGCCGAAUGGGCCAAAUUCUGGAUGUCCUUCCUGAAAGAGAAAAUCAGUUUGAUCUGUUUGACCAAAGACGAUGAUGGCAAAAUAAGAAUAGCCGGAUACAACUGCCUUCACGCAGCCCAAAAAAAGGAAGAAAUGAAAGCAGAAUCCGAAGCAGUGAGGAAAGUCUUGAAAGUCAUGCAAUAUGUCUGCGAUCAAAGGGACGCUUUUGAAGAAUUCAAGAUGGAUAAGUAUUUGUCCGCAAUGGGGCUUUACGUGCAUCCCGAAUUCAGAGGCGAAGGUCUUGGACAAAUUAUUUUGGACACAAGACAAGAUUUGGGUAAACUUCUGGGCUUCAAAGCCAGUCUCACUGCUUACACUUCGUGCAUAUCCCAGAAGCAAGCCUACAGAGCCGGAUUCAAAGAUUACGUGACUAUUUCAUACGCAGAUUUGGCUAAAGUUGACAAAGAUUUUCUCUUCCCCGGCAUAGAAGAGCACACCAAAGAUUUCAAGUAUAUGUACAUGCUAUAUUAAUUAUAAUUUAGAUUAUUUUGUAAAU